Messenger RNA from Pongo pygmaeus (Bornean orangutan), 7231 nucleotides. RefSeq names its product protein kinase N2 (gene PKN2). Lineage: Eukaryota; Metazoa; Chordata; Mammalia; Primates; Hominidae. The coding region runs from base 1928 to 4882 and encodes 984 amino acids. Gene Ontology annotation, molecular function: small GTPase binding; ATP binding; protein serine/threonine kinase activity. The transcript is spliced from 22 exons. Gene Ontology annotation, biological process: signal transduction; protein phosphorylation. The record is from RefSeq and is a predicted model, not a curated record.
UUAGUAGAGACAGAGUUUCACCAAGUUGGCCAGGCUGGUCUCGAACUCCCGACCUCAGAUGAUCCGCCUGCCUUGGCCUUCCAAAGUGCUGGGAUUACAGGCGUGAACCACUGCGCCUGGCCGGAUAAGAACUGCUAAUCCUUGCUGUAACUCCAAAGCCUAGGACACCAUCUGGCUUUUAGUUACCAGUAAAGGUAAUCAUAUCCCGGCCUUUCCAAGUGUUCUGUCAUGUAUUUAAUUAUCAUUUUCAACCAAGGCAAUAUACUAGACAUAUAAAUAGUUGUAAGACUUGUGAAGUACACAUCAGAAAAAUUCUUUAUCACACAUAUGAUAAGUUAGAGUUCAGAAACUGUGGCCACAGAACUCCAGAUCUUCAAUACAUGUUUGCUGAAUUGAUAUAUGAGACUUGAGAAGGCAAAAGGAUAGACGUUAAGUCCUGGCAUCAGGCCAACAGAUUUACAUGGAGCAUGUGAGAAGUACAUAAUGUUACACUUCCUAAGAAAUAUGUCAAUGAAUGCCCUUUCUAAGUAGCAACGUACCUAAAUAACCCUUACCACUUUCUCCAGGUAGUUUUUAACAAAGGUAUUGUACCGCAGCUUCAAAAAAGCAAAAGUUACGCGUUUACCUAUCCAUUCACUGCUCAGACAAAACAAAAACAAAAGCUGUCUGUAGACUUCGAAAUUCCUUAAUACCAUAGUGUCAUUAAAAACAAACACCUAGAUUUACUUUACUUAGCUAUAUUUUACUAAGUAGUCAGGUUAGCUUUAAUGCUUACCACGCCAAAGAAAGUUGGCUUUUUUCCUUUCCCGAGGGUAAUCCCGUCCCACCUCCCCCUCCCUUAAAUAAAGUUAAAACAAUCCAAAAAACCAGCUAAUUCUCAGCUCUGUAGAGCUCUGUAGAGUUCUCCAGUACAAGUUCAGCCUCAAGAAAAAGACAUCUUAAAGGCCGUACAUUAAAAGUUGCCAGGGAUCCAGCCGCUUACAUUUCAUGAAAAGUACAGACCAUACCCGUUUAGCCAGCUGUGCACCUUAACUGGUCGAGAAGGCGCGCUGGGGGCUGGGUUUGCGGGUGAGCAAAAGGCAAGAUUAUUAGUUUGGGUUGAUGUGGGGGUCAAGGGGAGAGGAGAGGAAUAAUCUGUAAGAUCUGAGUCCCGAAGCUCUUUGGGUUGUGGAGGUUAGAAAAGGGCCUGUUAAAGUUAAGCCCAAGCUUCGGCAAGGUGGAACUGGGAAAAAAACAAAAGAAAGAAAAAACAAAACAAAACCCGAGAAAACAACAUCGAGCAGGCUCCCGAGUUCUAGCGUUCACAGUGAAGCCGUUAAAUGCAGCACGAAAGUAGGCGUGUGUUUUCUUCCUCUUCCCGCCUCCCCAGAGACUCGAGCCCAGUCCUUUCCCCUCAUUUUCACCCCAGCCGAGUCCAAUGGCUGCCCUCGCCGCGGAGUCGGGUGGGAAAACGCCCCGCCCCCUCGCCGCGCUCGCCCUGGGGAACCCCUCUGCCCCACCUUCCCUGCCCGAUGAGAGGCAGUGGCUGCCGCUGUCACGUGUGCUGGCAGCCGCCAAGUGAGGCCGCUUUUGCGACGCGGUGACAGCCAAAUGGUGCGACAGGAGGAGCUGCAGCCGCGGCCGCAGCGCCCGCACGGAGAGGCUUGAGGCGGCUCCUGGCGUCGCCCAGAGGGAGCGAUUAGACGAACAGUCCGGUGAGGACGGCGAGAGGAAGCCCGCUACAAGUGCCCUCGCUCCCCGCCGCUCUCGAUGAACCGGACGGAAUAAGCCGCGCCUCCAGCAGGGGCUGCGCCUCCAUGAAUCCCUAGUUGUUUUUUUUUUUUUUUUCUUUCUCUCCCCUUUCCUCACCCCCACCCCGAGCCCCGUCCCGCCUUCUCCCUUCGCCAGCGGCGGCCGCGUCCAGGUGCGGAGUCCAUACCGGAGCGCAAUGGCGUCCAACCCCGAACGGGGGGAGAUUCUGCUCACGGAACUGCAGGGGGAUUCCCGAAGUCUUCCGUUUUCUGAGAACGUGAGUGCUGUUCAAAAAUUAGACUUUUCAGAUACAAUGGUGCAGCAGAAAUUGGAUGAUAUCAAGGAUCGAAUUAAGAGAGAAAUAAGGAAAGAACUGAAAAUCAAAGAAGGAGCUGAAAAUCUGAGGAAAGUCACAACAGAUAAAAAAAGUUUGGCUUACGUAGACAACAUUUUGAAAAAAUCAAAUAAAAAAUUAGAAGAACUACAUCACAAGCUGCAGGAAUUAAAUGCACAUAUUGUUGUAUCAGAUCCAGAAGAUAUUACAGAUUGCCCAAGGACUCCAGAUACUCCAAAUAGUGACCCUCGUUGUUCUACUAGCAACAAUAGAUUGAAGGCUCUACAAAAACAAUUGGAUAUAGAACUUAAAGUAAAACAAGGUGCAGAGAAUAUGAUACAGAUGUAUUCAAAUGGAUCUUCAAAGGAUCGGAAACUCCAUGGUACAGCUCAGCAACUGCUCCAGGACAGCAAGACAAAAAUAGAAGUCAUACGAAUGCAGAUUCUUCAGGCAGUCCAGACUAAUGAAUUGGCUUUUGAUAAUGCAAAACCUGUGAUAAGUCCUCUUGAACUUCGGAUGGAAGAAUUAAGGCAUCAUUUUAGGAUAGAGUUUGCAGUAGCAGAAGGUGCAAAGAAUGUAAUGAAAUUACUUGGCUCAGGAAAAGUAACAGACAGAAAAGCACUUUCGGAAGCUCAAGCAAGAUUUAAUGAAUCAAGUCAGAAGUUGGACCUUUUAAAGUAUUCAUUAGAGCAAAGAUUAAAUGAACUACCCAAGAAUCAUCCCAAAAGCAGUAUUAUUAUUGAAGAACUUUCACUUGUUGCUGCAUCACCAACACUAAGUCCACGUCAAAGUAUGAUAUCUACACAAAAUCAAUAUAGUACACUAUCCAAACCAGCAGCAUUAACAGGUACUUUGGAAGUUCGUCUUAUGGGCUGCCAAGAUAUCCUAGAGAAUGUCCCUGGACGGUCAAAAGCAACAUCAGUUGCACUGCCUGGUUGGAGUCCAAGUGAAACCAGAUCAUCUUUCAUGAGCAGAACGAGUAAAAGUAAAAGCGGAAGUAGUCGAAAUCUUCUAAAAACCGAUGACUUGUCCAAUGAUGUCUGUGCUGUUUUGAAGCUCGAUAAUACUGUGGUUGGCCAAACUAGCUGGAAACCCAUUUCCAAUCAGUCAUGGGACCAGAAGUUUACACUGGAACUGGACAGGUCACGUGAACUGGAAAUUUCAGUUUAUUGGCGUGAUUGGCGGUCUCUGUGUGCUGUAAAAUUUCUGAGGUUAGAAGAUUUUUUAGACAACCAACGGCAUGGCAUGUGUCUCUAUUUGGAACCACAGGGUACUUUAUUUGCAGAGGUUACCUUUUUUAAUCCAGUGAUUGAAAGAAGACCAAAACUUCAAAGACAAAAGAAAAUUUUCUCAAAGCAACAAGGCAAAACAUUUCUCAGAGCUCCUCAAAUGAAUAUUAAUAUUGCCACUUGGGGAAGGCUAGUAAGAAGAGCUAUUCCUACAGUAAAUCAUUCUGGCACCUUCAGCCCUCAAGCUCCUGUGCCUACUACAGUGCCAGUGGUUGAUGUACGCAUCCCUGAACUAGCACCUCCAGCUAGUGAUUCUACAGUAACCAAAUUGGACUUCGAUCUUGAGCCUGAACCUCCUCCAGCCCCACCACGAGCUUCCUCCCUUGGAGAAAUAGAUGAAUCUUCUGAAUUAAGAGUUUUGGAUACACCAGGACAGGAUUCAGAGACUGUUUUUGAUAUUGAGAAUGACAGAAAUAGUAUACUUCCAAAAUCUCAAUCUGAAUACAAGCCUGAUACUCCUCAGUCAGGCCUAGAAUAUAGUGGUAUUCAAGAACUUGAGGAUAGAAGAUCUCAGCAAAGGUUUCAGUUUAAUCUACAAGAUUUCAGGUGUUGUGCUGUCUUGGGAAGAGGACAUUUUGGAAAGGUGCUUUUAGCUGAAUAUAAACACACAAAUGAGAUGUUUGCUAUAAAAGCCUUAAAGAAAGGAGAUAUCGUGGCUCGAGAUGAAGUAGACAGCCUGAUGUGUGAAAAAAGAAUUUUUGAAACUGUGAAUAGUGUAAGGCAUCCCUUUUUGGUGAACCUUUUUGCAUGUUUCCAAACCAAAGAGCAUGUUUGCUUUGUAAUGGAAUAUGCUGCCGGUGGGGACCUAAUGAUGCACAUUCAUACUGAUGUCUUUUCUGAACCAAGAGCUGUAUUUUAUGCUGCUUGUGUAGUUCUUGGGUUGCAGUAUUUACAUGAACACAAAAUUGUUUAUAGAGAUUUGAAAUUGGAUAACUUAUUGCUAGAUACAGAGGGCUUUGUGAAAAUUGCUGAUUUUGGUCUUUGCAAAGAAGGAAUGGGAUAUGGAGAUAGAACAAGCACAUUUUGUGGCACUCCUGAAUUUCUUGCCCCAGAAGUAUUAACAGAAACUUCUUACACAAGGGCUGUAGAUUGGUGGGGCCUUGGCGUGCUUAUAUAUGAAAUGCUUGUUGGUGAGUCUCCCUUUCCUGGUGAUGAUGAAGAGGAAGUUUUUGACAGUAUUGUAAAUGAUGAAGUAAGGUAUCCAAGGUUCUUAUCUACAGAAGCCAUUUCUAUAAUGAGAAGGCUGUUAAGAAGAAAUCCUGAGCGGCGCCUUGGGGCUAGCGAGAAAGAUGCAGAGGAUGUAAAAAAGCACCCAUUUUUCCGGCUAAUUGAUUGGAGCGCUCUGAUGGACAAAAAAGUAAAGCCACCAUUUAUACCUACCAUAAGAGGACGAGAAGAUGUUAGUAAUUUUGAUGAUGAAUUUACCUCAGAAGCACCUAUUCUGACUCCACCUCGAGAACCAAGGAUACUUUCGGAAGAGGAGCAGGAAAUGUUCAGAGAUUUUGACUACAUUGCUGAUUGGUGUUAAGUUGCUAGACACUGCGAAACCAAGCUGACUCACAAGAAGACCUCUUAAAAAUAGCAACCCUUCAUUUGCUCUCUGUGCCACCAAUAGCUUCUGAGUUUUGUUUUGUUUUUUUAAUUGAAACACGUGAAGAUUUGUUUAAAAGUACCAUUCUAAUACUUCUUCAAAAGUGGCUUCUCAUUGUACUUCAACGUAAAUAUGAGCACUGGAAACAGUUUCAUGGAGUUUAACUUGAGUGAACAUCGGUCAUGAAAAUACAUCACAAAUACUUUUGGAUCAAUAGUAUAUUUUUAAAAAGAAAGAAAAAAACCACUUUUUUAUAGUCCCUAGCUUUGCCAUAUGCCCGCCUUAAGUGGAAGGAAAGUUAAUCACUUAACUAUGUUUUUCAAAAAGAAAAAAAGGGCUUGGAAUGCUAUUACUGUUCACACAAACUAUGAUUCUGUUUGAAUAAGGCAAAUGCUCCUUUUUUUAAAAAAAAAGACAUUACUGUAAUAUCAAAAAACGUGGCAGUUUGUAUACAAUUUGGGGCUUGAUUUUUUUAAAAAAACAAUUGAUGUCUUAUUUUAUAAAUGUUCUAUAUUUAUUAGGAGAAAACUUUAUAUUGCCUUUUUUAUCAACCAUGUAACAGAGGCUUAUAGCUUUCCAACAGAGCUGCUUGCCAAACAAUUUUUUUUGUUUAUUAAACAGUGCUGAAACAAACAAGAUCAGCAUUUACUUAAGAUGUUAAGAAUGAAGACUUUUAAUCAGCUGAACCAAGAUAUUGUUACCUGUAUGCAUUCCCAAAGUCUAGAUGCUCAGUAUGUUCAGUCAUAUCUUCCAGAAUCAGUGAACCGAUUACCCUUUUUUUGAUAUUCACUCUACAUCUGCCAACCUAGUUCACCUUGGUUUUGUGUCUGCUGUAGAAGGGAACUAUAACUUGGUUAAACUGUAGGGAUUAUCAUUGUAUACAUGCUGUGAACAUGUAUAUGUGCAAGUUUUAAUGUAUUCUAUGUUGUAGGCUUAUUAUUUAAUUUUACCACUUCAUCACUUUUGUACAGUGGCCAAGCAGACACCUCAAACUCCAGCAUUUACAUUAAGUGCAUUUGUACAUUUUAGGCCACUGGAUCCAGAUUUUAUAUUGGCAGUUAUUGAGGGCAAAAGCAAUAUAUUGUAACAGAAUGUAUAAAUAUUUUUGAUAAAACAGUCUAUAUUUUAUAAAAAAAAGAAUUAUAACACUAAAGCUGUACCUCAAAAGUCUCAAAAAUAAUUUGAUGAAAUAUUUUAUACAACUCUUCAAAGGAUCCGUCUGUGGCUUUUUAUACUCUUCUAGGGUUGUCUUUUUGCAAACCAUGACUUUCCACUUGCCUGUAGUUUUUUGUUUGUUUUGGUUUGGUUUGAUUUUAUAUUUUUUUCUCCUAAUCUAUGACUUUAUUGUUUUUUCUUAGUUUAGUAAUAGCAUCUUUGAUCCUGUGCUUAGCAUGUUAGGGUCAUUAUACCUCAGGAAUAGCAAGCUGUUAAGUAACCAUACUGAAUUAACUAUUUAAUCACAGUGAGCUCAUCUCUUAAAAAUUGUUCAGGUGUCAAUCUUAUGAGAAACAUGAAAAAGCACACUGAUUUAUGGAGAGUUGAGCUAAAAACAUUUAUAAAUAUUUGCUGGGAUGUUUUAGCAUCUUUUCAUUGUACUCUGAGAACAAUUAAAAUUGUCCAGAGAUCAUUUAUAUUACCUUCCAAAUUGUUUAUUACCCAAGAUCCUUUGGGAGAAAAUCUUAUAGAAAGGGGGAACAAUAUGUGGUUUAAAGUUAUUUUAAAAUGCCAGUUAAUUUCCUUGGCAAAGGACAAUAGAGGAACUUAGCUUAAUUGUCUGGCUUUAAUUUAAACAGUGUUAAUACAACAUUAAAAUAAAACACUAAAUACUUUUGAGGUACAGUCUGCUCACUUUUUUGGUUCUCAAAUAGCAAAGAAAGUAAUGUCUAAAAUAGGCUUUUAGCAUUAAAAACUGACAGCAUUUUGUAACUACACAAUGUACAGAAUUUUUUUUAAUUGAAGUCAAUCACUAAAAAAAUUAGAAGGCAGGGUCUAUUUACACAAUUAAGCUGAAGAAAGCACUAAUUUUUUGUAGUUUAAAAUAUAUAUAUAUUUUAGUCAGAUUUAAAAUUUUAAGCUUUAUAGAGUGUAAAUAUAUUUUGCUAUUACUGUAUGUGUAUGUGACUGCUCAAGCACUUUGUAAAGAAAUUAGGAUAUUUUAGAAUGGUACACUAUGCAUUCAAAUGAAAUGUGCCUUUCACUAUGUCAUUCUAAGAAAACAAGUGUUUUUUGCAGUCAUAAAUUAUCACAAAUGCACAAAUUAAAGUCUAUAUAGAUUGAAAUUUGUAA